Fusarium keratoplasticum is the source of this 1443-nucleotide messenger RNA. RefSeq names its product MFS domain-containing protein. Gene Ontology annotation, molecular function: pantothenate transmembrane transporter activity. The coding region runs from base 1 to 1443 and encodes 480 amino acids. NCBI's taxonomy places the organism in Eukaryota, Fungi, Ascomycota, Sordariomycetes, Hypocreales, Nectriaceae. Gene Ontology annotation, cellular component: plasma membrane. Gene Ontology annotation, biological process: pantothenate import across plasma membrane. The transcript has 12 exons. The record is from RefSeq and is a predicted model, not a curated record.
AUGGGCGAAGGUCUUCGCAAGCUGCGCAUCGCCGUCUGGGGCGAGGCGCCUGACACCCCUGAGGAGCGAAAGCUUCUGCAAAAGGUCGACUUUUUCAUUCUGACGUACUGCUGUGUGGCAUUCUUCUUCAAUUACCUUGACCGCGCUGUGCUGGGAAAUGCCUACGUCUCUGGAAUGAAGGAAGACAUCAACCUCACGGGUGACGAGUACAACCUUUUGGUCACCUGUCUUGCUGUUGGCUACAUCAUCGGUCAGGUCCCUCACGGUCUUGUCAUCCAGAAGGUUGCCCCUCGCAUCUGGUUCCCCCUGAUGACCCUCGUCUGGGCCGCCUUGACCAUGGUUUGCGGCGCCUGUAACAACUUCUCCCAGCUCGCUGCCGUGCGAUUCUUUCAAGGUAUUGCUGAGGCUUCUACAUACAGCGGCACACAGUACAUCAUCGGAAGUUGGUACAAGGGCCCCGAGGUCGGAAAGCGAGUUGGACUUUUCCAGGCUUCGGGCAUGGUUGGUACCAUGUUUGCCGGCAUUUUGAUGACGGCUAUCUGGAAGACUAUGGAUGGAGUUUCAGGUUUGCCUGGCUGGCGAUGGUCAUUCAUCAUCGACGGCAUUAUUACCAUUCCCGUGGCAAUCUUCGGCUUCAUGUUCUUCCCUGACCUUCCUGAAACCACUCAGGCCUUCUACCUCAAGCCCCACGAGCGUGAGCUCGCCUUGAGCCGCCUGCCACCCAAGAACCCUGAGGGUCACAAGAUUGGAGUUUCCAUCAUCAAGAGAGUCUUGCUGACUCCCAACUUCUGGAUCUUCACCAUCUUUUGGAUGCUUGGCGGUGCUCUUGAGGCCUACUCGACUCAGACUUGCAUGGUCCUCUGGAUGAAGGCUUCCGGCCUGUUCACUGUGCCGCAGAACAACACAUACCCUCUUGGAAUCACUGCAAUUGGUAUUGUUCUUACGCUGUGCACCUCUGUGGCAAUUGACGCCACAGGAGUCCAUGCACCUUAUGGUUUCAUCGCCUGCGGCGUUCAGAUCAUCACUUGCGUCGUCCUGCUCUGCUGGAAUAUGGUUGGCACGGCGGCCAAGAUGGCAGCCUUCUACCUUGCUGGAACUGCCUACUUGAUUCAGCCAGUUGUCUUCACCUGGGCCAACAAAGUUCUGGCCCGAGACGGAGAUGAUGCCGCACGAGCUGUGAUCCUCUACGCCAUGAACGGUGCCUCCUCCGUACUCUUCUCUUUCUGGGGCAUCACACUGUAUCCCGUUAAGGACGCAGCCACUGGUUUCCAAAAGGGUACCAUCGCCAUGGUGGUUGUUUCCGUCAGUCUCGCGGCAUGGAUUGGCGUCGUUUGGUGGCAGGACAGGAGAACCGCCCGGAUGUUUUCGGAGCACCCUGUUCUAGACUCCAAGAUGGAAGAAGGAAUCGACGAGGUGCCUGAAAAGGAGCGUAAGGAGCUCUGA